This is a messenger RNA of Schistocerca piceifrons (Central American locust), 3417 nucleotides long. Its product is annotated as raf homolog serine/threonine-protein kinase Raf. The coding region runs from base 14 to 2218 and encodes 734 amino acids. Lineage: Eukaryota; Metazoa; Arthropoda; Insecta; Orthoptera; Acrididae. The transcript has a single exon. Gene Ontology annotation, biological process: protein phosphorylation; signal transduction. Gene Ontology annotation, molecular function: protein kinase activity; ATP binding. The record is from RefSeq and is a predicted model, not a curated record.
CAUAGGUGAGAAAAUGGCAGUCAUAAGGGAGACUAGGUUUAAUGGAACAGUUCCUACAUUAUCGUUAAAUAGCCCAUCGAAGUCUACAGAAGCCGAAGAUGUUGAUCCAAGGCACGACGAGCUUCACAACAUUCAAAGUAUGAUUCGUCUGACCCGCGAAAAUAUCGACGCACUCAACGCAAAAUUCGCAGGUUUUCAGCAUCCUCCGUCAAUGUAUCUGACAGAGUACCAAGAAUUGACCAGCAAACUUUACGAGUUCCAAGCAAAAGAACACGAAUUAAUCGAACAACUUAGUAAUGGACGUGAAAGCCCGCAGGAUAUAAGUGAACGUAGUGGUUUCAGUAACAAUAACAGUGGUUGUGGUGGUGACAGUUCUCCAAAACUAGUACCAAGAUCUCCUCUUAAGUCAGUGGUGCGUGCCCAUCUACCUAAUCAGCAGAGAACAACAGUGCAAGUGAGACCAGGCCAAACUCUUAGGGAAGCAUUGGCGAAAGCGUUAAAACUACGUAAGCUCACUCCCGAAAUGUGCGUAGUGUACAGAGGUCAAAGUAAGAUUUCCAUUCCAUGGGAGGCAGACAUAUCCUCAUUGGAGGGCGAAGAAAUCACUGUUGAAAUUCUAGACAGGUUUUCAAUUACGACAAGUAUAUCUCACAAUUUUGUAAGGAAAACGUUUUUUUCUCUGGCAUUUUGUGAGUGUUGUACACGCUUGCUGUUCCAAGGAUUUUACUGCAGGACUUGUGGUUACCGCUUUCAUCAGCGAUGCGCUACUGGUGUUCCAGCAUUGUGUCAACAGGUGCGCAUGCAGGACACGUACUACCGCAUCUUACUAGCCCAGAAUCCUGUGACAUCUGCUGGCAUUUUGCAGACUUCAUCAGAUUUUGGUUCUUCGCAUGUGUCAACACACUCCCAACGCCAGUCAGUGCCUCGUCGUCACCCUCCAGCAUUGGGUGCUCGAGAGAGAUCCAGCUCAGCCCCCAACGUUUGUUACAACCUUGUGGGUCAUGGUGUGGAAGGUCCAUUGCUGGAUGAGUUUGCAGGUCGUGUGGCACGGUCGGCAGCGGGUAUGCACCAAGGCCUCGGAGGCACCAGUGGACAAGGUGCUACAUGCAGUCCUGGUGGCAGUCCAACGAAGCCAUCCCACAGCCAGAGUGCCCAGGCUUCUCCAACAAAUACUCUUCGACCAUGGAGACCACGUGCACGUUCUGCCGACGAGAGUGGUAACAAGGUGAGACCUCCACGAGAAUCAAUAGAGGAUUGGGAGAUUCCUGCGGACGAGAUUCUCAUUGGUCCUCGGAUUGGUUCGGGUUCCUUUGGAACUGUAUACAAGGGACAUUGGCAUGGUCCAGUUGCUGUGAAGACACUCAAUGUGAAAGAUCCCACACCUACACAACUACAGGCUUUCAAGAACGAGGUGGCUGUCCUGCGGAAGACUCGACAUGUAAACAUCCUACUGUUUAUGGGUUGUGUGAGCAAGCCACAGCUGGCAAUAGUUACCCAGUGGUGUGAAGGUUCCAGUUUGUACAAACAUUUACAUGUGAUAGAAACAAAGUUUGAGUUAUUGACUCUUAUUGAAAUUGGGAGGCAAACUGCGCAGGGUAUGGACUACCUCCAUGCAAAAAACAUUAUACACAGAGACUUGAAGAGCAACAAUAUAUUCCUUCAUGAUGAUCUCACAGUUAAAAUAGGUGAUUUUGGACUGGCCACUGUCAAAACAAGGUGGUCUGGAUCACAACAGUUCCAACAGCCCUCAGGUUCUAUUUUGUGGAUGGCACCUGAAGUUAUCAGAAUGCAAGAAGAUAGCCCUUAUAGUUUCCAGUCUGAUGUCUAUGCCUUUGGCAUUGUGCUGUAUGAACUGUUGGCUGGUCAGUUGCCAUAUUCUAACAUAAAUAACAAAGAUCAAAUUUUAUUCAUGGUUGGUAGGGGCUAUUUGCGACCUGAUCUCAAUAACUUGCGAUCUGAUACUCCUAAAGCACUUCGUAGGCUUACAGAGGACUGUAUCAAAUUGAACAGGGAUGAACGUCCUCUAUUUAGACAGAUUCUUGCUUCAUUAGAAAGUGCUCUUCAGUCAUUACCAAAAAUACACAGAUCAGCAUCAGAACCUACCCUGAACCGUACUCAGCUUCAGUCAGAUGACUUUUUGUAUAUGUGUGCCUCUCCUAAGACCCCAAUCAAUUCUCAAUUUGGAGCUUUUCCAUUUUCUGUUGGUGGUAUCAUUUAAUUGUCUUUGACUGUAGUAAAUUUCUUUUCCUUUUUCCCCUUUACUGUUUUUUUACUUUUCUUGAUUGCUGUGUAGAACAACAUAGCUUUCCAUACUAAAAUAACGUAAAUCAUUUGAAUAUGACUGUGGAAUUAUUUUUCACAAUUGUCUUCAACAGUAGAAUGUUCAGAGUAGAAUUUAGCAAUUGUGCCUGCACAGUACUUGCAUAUAUGCAAUCUUCCUCAUCUGCCAAAGAAUUGUGAUAAACGAAUAGAUCUUUUGAAUAAUUCCUAAAAAACCAGUGCCAUUCUAAUCUCUCAGUAUUUAUGCCAGCAAGUUGGCCUUAUAAAGCUAGGAUUUUUCUUAUCAAAUACCUAGUAUGUAGUAGUGUGCAUGAAUUCUUUACUCUUCUUCAGUGCUAUUUCAUUGCUUGCUAGCUACAUUUUCUCAAAGCACUAGUUAAGACAUUUCUGUAUGAAUGUAUUUAAGGAGGUAAAAAUGCAGUAUAGCCCAUCCAAGGGCAAGUACUUUGAAAAGUUAAAUUGCAUGCAUAAUUAUAUUUAUUAUUCAUAAAUAAGACAAAAAUUAUUUACUGAAAAUUAAAAUGUGGGACGAGAAGGGACAUCUUAAUCUGUUCGGCGGAUUGUAGUGUGUUAAUAGAUGAAAUUAUGUACUACUAUCUUUAUUCAUAAAUCCUUUCCUUCUCUCACUGCUGAGCUGAGAGAUAAAAAUGCAGAAAAUGGCAUUGAGUCUUAGUAAAUAUGAAGACUGUUGUUUGUUGGUCAUCUGAAGUGAAGUGCUCCCUCAGGCUCAGAGGUAGUUAUAAUUGCAGAAAAUACCAAUAGUGUGUGUGUCACUUGUGUCCAUCACACUACUGGGGGCCCAUUAUCAUCCCACAUUUUUAAUGAUCACAUUCUUGAGUUGCAUUAUUUGAUUUAUGUGACAAUGGUGUAAAAUACUGCUACACUGAGAGUUCAUAAUAGAUUAGAGCAGAUAGCUGGUCUCUUGUUUGACAGCUUAUAAGUGAAUGCCAGAUACAGGAUAUGAAAUGAAAACAGGACACAUUUUUCUCAUAACUCUCCCUUUAGGAAUUUAUAUGAUGGGAUUAAUAAAGAGCCAGUGCUACCAUUUGCAUUGGCAGCAUGUGUGUUCCAGCAUAGACCUAAUGUUCAUAAGAUUAUGCUGAUUAUAAAGAAAUAUAUUUAUAUGGAACAAAGGAA